AUGGAGAGUGAAUUAACUGGAACCAAUCAUAAAGCUGUUUAAGGUUGCGAUUUGAUAAUCAUGGGCAGGAACCCCUUUAACAGUAAUUAAUUGAACCAUAAGAACCCAAAAUACAAAUGGAAGGGUUUUUCGAAAAAAUUAAGAAUUAAUUUAAUGAUCUGCUUUAACCAUCUGAUAAAGAAGUUGAAUAAAGGAUCAUUUAUUUAAAUAGGUCUAUCCUCAAAAUAAUUUGCCAAAUAUAGUAAAAAACCAAAAGUACUAUAUUUUGCCAUUUAUGGUGCUCUAUCAAUAGUUUAAAUUUUGUUAAUCACGCUAUCAUAAUUUAUUCCUAGCUUAAAGUAGGAUUUUUAUUUAGUUAUGUUGCUCCAUUUACAUUCGUAUUGA
Paramecium pentaurelia is the source of this 384-nucleotide messenger RNA. Lineage: Eukaryota; Ciliophora; Oligohymenophorea; Peniculida; Parameciidae. The record is from the annotation of a GenBank genome assembly.